ACACGCAACCCCUUCCCCCGCGGCGGAAGCGAGCCGGGGAGGGGCGCGCCGCGGGUGCCGCAGCGUAACCCUUCCGGGCGGGGCGGCCGCUGCCGGGCGGGUCCCGCGGCGCGAUGGAGUGAGGCGAGGCGCGGCGGCCGUCGCGGGAGCAGCGGGGCCUCGCCCUUCUCCGCAGGCGGGCCGGGGCUAUGCGAGGGCCGCGCUGCCGCCUGCCCUAGGCCCGGGCCCGGCGGGGGGGAGCGGCUGAGCGGCUGCGGGGCCCGAUGCGGGAGUACAAGGUGGUGGUGCUGGGCAGCGGGGGGGUGGGGAAGUCCGCCCUGACGGUGCAGUUCGUCACCGGGACCUUCAUCGAGAAGUACGACCCCACCAUCGAGGACUUCUACCGCAAGGAGAUCGAGGUGGACUCGUCCCCCUCGGUGCUGGAGAUCCUGGACACGGCGGGCACCGAGCAGUUCGCCUCCAUGCGCGACCUCUACAUCAAGAACGGGCAGGGCUUCAUCCUCGUCUACAGCCUGGUCAAUCAGCAGUCCUUCCAGGACAUCAAGCCAAUGAGGGACCAGAUUGUCCGGGUGAAGAGAUACGAGAAAGUUCCUCUGAUCCUAGUGGGAAAUAAAGUGGAUCUGGAGUCGGAGAGGGAGGUCUUGUCUGCAGAAGGCAGAGCUCUGGCUCAGGAGUGGGGCUGUCCCUUCAUGGAGACGUCAGCCAAGAGCAAAACAAUGGUGGAUGAACUGUUUGCUGAGAUCGUCAGGCAAAUGAACUAUGCCUCCCUGCCUGAAAAACAAGAUCAGUGUUGUACAACUUGCAUCGUCCAGUGAGAGAAAUUAAGAAAAACCUCAGUCAUGGCCAUACAGAGCAG
This is a messenger RNA of Cygnus atratus (black swan), 856 nucleotides long. It is a transcript of the gene RAP2C, whose product is annotated as RAP2C, member of RAS oncogene family. Gene Ontology annotation, cellular component: plasma membrane. Bases 264 to 815 code for a protein of 183 amino acids. Lineage: Eukaryota; Metazoa; Chordata; Aves; Anseriformes; Anatidae. Gene Ontology annotation, biological process: Rap protein signal transduction; negative regulation of cell migration. The record is from RefSeq and is a predicted model, not a curated record. The transcript is spliced from 3 exons. Gene Ontology annotation, molecular function: GTPase activity; GDP binding; GTP binding.